Marasmius oreades (fairy-ring Marasmius) is the source of this 1728-nucleotide messenger RNA. RefSeq lists its product as uncharacterized. Gene Ontology annotation, cellular component: site of double-strand break; nucleus. Gene Ontology annotation, molecular function: protein binding. The coding region runs from base 1 to 1728 and encodes 575 amino acids. Gene Ontology annotation, biological process: regulation of DNA double-strand break processing. NCBI's taxonomy places the organism in Eukaryota, Fungi, Basidiomycota, Agaricomycetes, Agaricales, Marasmiaceae. The transcript is spliced from 11 exons. The record is from RefSeq and is a predicted model, not a curated record.
AUGGCCGACGAAAUGGACGUUUUUGCUGCAAUGGGCAUAUCAGGUUUUGGUACGACCGUCCAAAAGCGACAGCUUGAUCCUGCAAGGUUCGACAAAAACAAGCGUGCUCAGUCGUCAUUGAUAUCCGAACGCGAACCAGAUAAAGCGCUGUCCAUUUCAGAGAAGGAGGGAAAGGUAGUGGAAAAGAGCGGCACUCCAAACGAAUCGCCGGGGGUCAGUGACGGCGAGGGCGAGCCCGUCUAUGACCCAUCGGAUGAAGAGGAUUCGUACAACGACGGAGAACAAUUUCCUAUCACCCAUGAACUUAUCUUACAAGACCAUACCAAGGUCGUUACAGCGUUGGCGUUGGAUCCAUCAGGCGCUAGGCUAGCCUCUGGCUCCCACGACUACGAUUGCAAGCUAUGGGAUUUUGGUGGGAUGAAUUCGGAUUGUAAACCGUUCAAAAGUUGGGAACCUGCUGGGAGUUACCAUAUACAUGACAUGAAAUACUCCAUCGACGGUCAGAAGUUUCUCGUCGUAUCUGGAACUUUACAACCCAAGCUAUACGAUAGGGAAGGAGAGGAAUUGGCUACAUUCAUCAAAGGUGAUCCCUAUAUUCGCGAUAUGAAACAUACCUCUGGUCAUGUAGGAGAGGUUACCUCUUGUUGUUGGCACCCGAAAGAUCCGCAGCUCUUUAUAACUUCUUCAGCCGACUCUACUAUCCGCAUUUGGGAUGUCGAGAAUAAGCGUAAACAAAAAUCGGUCAUUGUUGUGAAGUCCAAGGAGAGAGGUGCACGGACGAAAAUGAUGACAUGCGCCUACUCUCCUGAUGGAGGAUUGGUUGCAGGAGCAUGCUUGGACGGGGCGUUUCAUAUGUGGAGCACAAGCUCCAAUUUCGUGAGGCCGAACUUGUCUAUUGAAGGGGCUCAUGCAAAAGGAACCGAAACUGGUUCGAUACUGUUUUCAGUCGAUGGGCGGACAGUGUUAACAAGAGGUGGGGACGAUACUGUUAAGUUAUGGGACGUACGGUCUUUUAAAAAAGCUAUUGUCACCCGCACAGACAUGGCUACCUUAUAUCCAAACACGAAUGCGGUGUUCAGCCCAGAUGAGAGAUUUAUCGUGACCGGAGCAGGUUCCGCUGCCAAAGGGGGGAAAGGCCGUUUAAUAUUUUUGAAGAAAGAUAGCCUUGAGACUACGAAGGAGCUAGAGGUGAACUCAACACCUGUGAGAGUGGUUUGGCAUUCCAAAAUCAACCAGAUUGUGACUGGGUUGUCGAGUGGUGAAAUAUGCGUGCUCUAUUCUCCAACCUCAUCUCUCAAUGGUGCCAAAUUGUUGAUGAACAAGGGACCCCCACGAAAGAUUACUGUCGAAGACAUGUCCGAUGCAUUGGCUGCACCGACGAUUCUUACUCCCCAUGCCCUCCCGAUGUUCCGUGAUGGAGACGGUAUUGCACGGGGAAGCAAAAGAAAGCGAGACAAGGACAGGAUGGACCCGAGAAAGAGUAGACGGCCCGAGCUUCCUGUCACUGGUCCUGGAAAAGGUGGUCGGGUUGGCGCGAGCGCAACACAACAUGUAGUCCAGAACCUGGUGAGGGAUACGACCCGAGAUGAAGAUCCCCGCGAAGCCUUGCUCAAGUAUGCAAAGCUUGGAGAAGAAGAUCCUCAGUGGACUGCAGCAUGGCGCAUUAACCAACCGAAACCCGUAUUCUCAACCCCAAAAGAACACGAAGAAGAUAAAGAUGAAAAUUGA